Messenger RNA from Sphaeroforma arctica JP610, 195 nucleotides. RefSeq lists its product as hypothetical. NCBI's taxonomy places the organism in Eukaryota, Ichthyosporea, Ichthyophonida. The record is from RefSeq and is a predicted model, not a curated record. The transcript has a single exon. The annotation marks the transcript as partial.
GAAAUGGGCAAAUCACACGCAUCCCAUAGCGAAAACGCCAAAGAAUUUGGGGAGGGCUCGGAAGAACUAUUGUCAUCUGCCGACGAUACAGAUGAAGACGAUACGGAUAAUGAAGGCCUUAACGGCGACAACGAUCAGAUGGCCCUGGAGCGACGCAACAGCGACGCUGGGGCGUACGCCUUGCUAGCAACUCUG